Molecule: messenger RNA, 4844 nt
Organism: Mugil cephalus (flathead mullet)
Lineage: Eukaryota; Metazoa; Chordata; Actinopteri; Mugiliformes; Mugilidae
Gene: snapc4
Product: small nuclear RNA activating complex, polypeptide 4
Exons: 22
Coding region: 281-4723 (1480 amino acids)
Source: RefSeq, a predicted model, not a curated record
AGAAAGGUUCCGGGAAGCCGGAAGUGAUCGAGGGACGAGAUUAAACAACGGAGCGGCGGCCGCGGUUCGGUUUGUUUUUUGUUGGUAAAAAAAAAACGAAGUGAAACGGUUCUGAUUCUGGUUCAGGUUCUUCUCAGACUUUAGAAGCAGAACCGAAUCCGCACCGGACCAACGUGGGACCGGGUCUAGGGCCGCUAAGGCUGCUGGGUAAUAUGAUGACGUCGAGGCUGCGUUGAUUGGAAAUAAUAAUAAUAGAAGAAGAAGGAGGAGGAGGGGGAGCAUGUCUGUCUCUCUGUCCGCCAAGAGGGACAGGAUCCAGAGACAAGUGGACGAGCUGGAGCAGAGUCUGUCUGCAAGUCACACUGAGAUGGAGCAGCUGAGCAGUGAGACAGAUGAUGGGUCAGACAGUGAGGACGUGGAUCGCAUGGAGGACGAGUCUGCAGCAGGUCUGUUGGUCCAGAGACAAAAGAUCCAGAAAGAGAUCCAGAACCUGGAGGACGUCCUCGGACCACACAGUCCCCUCAGUGUCUCAGAUGAGGACAGCAGCAGUGAUGAGAGUGAUCUCGGUCUGUCGAUGUCUGUGGACUCAUGUCUCCAGAUGAACCUGGUUUACCAGCAGGUUGUUCAGGAGACGCUGGACCAGCUGGAGAAACUACUGACACUCAACCAGAGACAGCAGAAGGAGCUGGUGUCUCAGAUGUGUGGACCGGUCAGAGAGACGUCCCGGGACCCCCCCCACUCGUCCUACCAGCAGCCUGUCAACAUGUACCUGGGACGCUUCCUCAAACCGUACUUCAAGGACAAGCUGACAGGACUGGGUCCUCCGGCCAAUCAGGAGGCCAAGGAGAAGGCCAGCAGGACGGUGGGAUGUCUGGACGACAGGAAGCUGAAGAUGAAACGAUGGGAGAGCUGGCAGAAGACUCUCCUGAUCCACUCAGUGUCCACAGACAGUCUGAAGAGACUCAUCCAGCCCAAACUGUCCAGGGUGGACUACCUGAGCCAGAAGAUGUCCUCAGCAGAGGACAGAGACAAGCAGCAGCUCAGAGAGCAGAUAGACAGUUUGGAGAAAGAGAUUGACCUGAUCAGAGGGAAGAAGGAGGAGGAGCUGAUCGGUGAUCGAUUUGAAGAACACGACUGGCAGAAGAUCUCCAACAUCGACUUUGAAGGGACGAGGGACGCUGAGGACAUCCGCUGUUUCUGGCAGAACUUCCUUCAUCCGUCCAUCAACAAAACUCGUUGGAGUAAAGAGGAGGUUCAACAUCUGAAGGACGUCAGCAGGAGACAUGGAGACAGACACUGGGUCCAGAUCUCUGAGGAGCUGGAGACUGGACGGACAGCCUUCAUGUGUCUCCAGAUGUUCCAGAGGUUUGUCUCCGUCUCGUUGAAACGUGGUAGUUGGACUCCGACUGAAGACGCUUUGCUCAGAGAGCUGGUCGACAAGAUGAGGAUCGGAAACUUCAUCCCGUACACACAGAUGAGUUACUUCAUGGAGGGUCGUGACCCGGCUCAGCUGAUCUACAGGUGGAACCAGGUUUUGGACCCAAGCCUCAAGAGAGGACCUUGGACCAAAGAGGAGGACCAGGUGUGUUGGGGGCGGGGCUCAAGAGAGGAGGACCAGCUGCUGCUCUCUGCUGUGUCUCGGUUCGGGGAGAAGAACUGGUGGAAGAUCCGGUUGGAGGUUCCUGGACGGACUGACAGUGCCUGCAGAGACAGGUAUCAUGACUGUCUGAAGGAGGGGAUGAAGAGAGGACUGUUUGACCAGCAGGAGAAGGACCUGCUGCAGCAGCUGGUGGACAAACAUGGAGUCGGGCGCUGGGCUAAAAUCGCUGCUGAGAUUCCUCACAGGACCGAUGCUCAGUGUCUGAGGGAGUGGAGGAGACUGAUCAGACGUCCUCAGCAGAAAGCAAAGAGAGGACAACAAACAAAGGAGACGUCAUCGGGGAAGAGAGGAAGACUGAAGACAUUGAUGGAGGAGGAGGAGGAGGAGGAGGAGGUGGAGUACAUGGACAGCGAUGACGAGAAGAAGAAGAAGAAGAAGCAGCUGGUGGAUUCGGGGAGGACUGAGGAGGAGCAGGAGUAUGUCGUCCCUCCGAUGAAGGAGUGGGUUCCUGUGGACAGAGUUCAAAGUUUCUCCUUCUUGAGCUUCUGUCCUGUGGCGUUACCCUCCUCCUCCUGCUCCUCGUCCUCCUCCUCCUCCUCCUCCUCCUCUGUCCGGUCCACCAUCGCGGGGCCGUUCGGCCGCUCGGUGGUGGUGGGACCAGCUCCUCGGGUCCUGAAGUGGGAGGAGCGUCACGGUAGUGGAGCCAUGAUGAUGGUGUCACCGGACCAGCUCCGAGCCCACCUGACCCGCCAGGCCAACCAGGCCAGCAACCAGGUCCAGGCCCCGGGGGGGCGCCGCCGGGUCCAGCUGACGGACGCCGGUCUGGACUACAUGCUGCAGGCCGCGGUGACGCCCUGGAUCGGGAACCUUCUGAUCCCGGUGAAGAGCCGAGUACGGGUGGUGGACCGCGUACGGGAGCGGGCGGAGAGGAGCGGCCUGACCUCCACGCCGCUCUUCCUCCUCCUCCUCCGGGUCAUGAGCGUGGACGCCACCGGCUGUAAGGAGGUCAUAGAGAGGAGGAAGAGGGGCACGGUCCUACUGACUCCGCCCCCCGACCCAGCGCCGCUCAAGGUGAAGAACCCCAAGACGGUGGCAGGAAUUCUCCAGCAGAGAAAGCUCAUGAAGCCCCAGAACCAGAACCAGAACCAGGCCGGGCCUAUGACCUCCUCAGCUCCCCCCAGACCUCCUCCUCCUCCUCCUCCCCCUCUCCCCGUCUCUGUGGUCUCCAUCCUCCAGAACGUCUCCCAGAACCUCACUCUACCCCCCCACCCUUUCCAGAGCCGGACCGGUCCCCGUGCUGCUGGACCCAGACGGAUCGCCUCCCCUAACGAAGUUGCCAAGGCUGAAGACCCUCGGAAUGUCCUCAUCCUUCCUCUUCCUGUCCAGCAACUAGCCCCUCCCCCAUCCCUGACCACGCCCAUUCCCAUGUUGCAGACUCCUCCCCUUACCACGCCCCCUCUCCCUGUGCAGGCUCCUCCCCCCUCCCUGAAUACGCCUUCUGGCUCAGUUUUAGCCCCUCCCAUCCCCGCCCUGACCAAUCGACAAGCUGCUGCCUCCUCUUCAGACUCCACCCCCAGCCAUCCAAGCCCUGUCCCCAAAGGACAGGGGAAGAAGAGGGGGAGGGGCAGGGGGGAGGAGCUGAGUGUGUUGAGCAGUCAGGACAACCAGUCAGAGGGCAGGACACGUCCAGGUGAGACACAGGAACCAAAGAGGGUCCGGAAACCGAGUCAGAAAGCCCGAGCUCUGCAGGAAGUCCAGGAGGCCAAGUCUGUCUCCAGGAGGAAGAGGACAUCUCCAGGUCCUCAGGUGAAGCGUAGUUCUGGUUCUGCAGGUCCGGUCUUGAAUCUACUUCCUGCUCAGUCCAUGUGGCUCAUGACUCCGUCCACAUUGGUCCAGGUGGCGGAUGCCCCCUCCCAAGUUCUCCCCUCCCCUUCUCAACCCCUCCACGCCCCCUCCAAAGUCCUACAGGUGGCCCCCGCCCCCUCCCAAGUCCUCCGCACCCCCUAUCAACCCCUCCACGCCCCCUCCCAAGUCCUCCAAGUGGCCUCCGCCCCUUCCCGAGCCCUCUGCGCCCCCUCCCAAGUCGUCCUGGUGCCCCCCCCUCCUUUCCAAGUUCUCCGCGCCCCCUCCCAAGUCCGCCAGGUGGCCCCCUCCCCUUCCCAAGUCCCCCAGGUGGCCCCUUCCCUCUCCCAAGUCCUGAUCCCAACCUCCACCCUCCCACCGCCCCCUGUCCCAACCCCUCUGAAGAGGGUGGGCGUUCCUGCACCCUGCCCCCCACCAACCCUUUCACCACCUCCUCCUCCCAGAAUGGAGGCGGUGCCGUUUGACCCCUCCCUCAUGUUUCUGGAGCCCGAGGAGGAGGUGUGUGAUUGGCUGAAUGGACGAGGAGGCGUGACCCUGCCUGGAGGGGGCGUGGCUCUGCCUGGAGGGGGCGUGGCUCUGCCCUACCUGCCGCCCUUCGUCAGCAGUCUGUGCGCGCUCAGUUUGCUGCUCCGGGCCAAAAAGGCUCUGACCAAGUCAUCUCUGCAGCUCCUGAUCCAGGGGUCAGAACCCCGACCCCGACACGUCCCCCUACCCAAAACCAGACCGGACCACACCAAGACCACCUCCAGUCAGAGGCCACCAGACCUGCCAGACUCCACCUCAGACCCCCAACCGGCCAUGGACCCACCAGCUCCCUCUGCCAGUACUGACCCCGCACAGCAGCAGGAGGAGGAGGAGGGGGAGAAUAAUGAGGAGGAGGAGGAGGAGGAGGAGGAGGAGAAGGUGAUGGUGGCGGCGGUACGCCAUCUGGUGGCCGAGCGUUUCUCCGGCAAUCCCGCCUACCAGCUACUGAAGGCUCGCUUCCUGUCCUGUUUCACUGUCCCCGCCCUCCUGGCCACCAUCCAGCCAAUCACAGGGAAGAUAGCAGCUUGCACGGCCAAUCAGAAGGAGCAGGAGGAGGAGGAGCAGGAGGAGCAGGAGGAGGAGGAGGUGAAGAAAAUCAAAGAGAGAGCCAGACAGAGAAGAAGAGGGAAGACGUCGUCUCUGCUCUGUGACUCCUCCAGAGAUUCAGCCGCUCUCUUCUCAGGGAUCAUCAGGACGUCCACGGACCAGACAAGACCAGAACCGGACCUGGUUUAGUUGAUGGUCCCUGGACCCACCAGGUCUGUUUGGACUGAGCUUCGUGUUGCGUUCAGGAACCUCAGGGUGAUUCAUUGCACUAAAACGUUUCAGUUGUUUUCUAAUAAAGACGUUAAAAUAA